Ipomoea nil (Japanese morning glory) is the source of this 1012-nucleotide messenger RNA. RefSeq names its product uclacyanin 1-like. Gene Ontology annotation, molecular function: electron transfer activity. Gene Ontology annotation, cellular component: plasma membrane. The transcript has 2 exons. The record is from RefSeq and is a predicted model, not a curated record. Lineage: Eukaryota; Viridiplantae; Streptophyta; Magnoliopsida; Solanales; Convolvulaceae. Bases 109 to 870 code for a protein of 253 amino acids.
GGAGACAUUGCCAUAAACCAAACCUAAGUCUAAAAGAGAUCAGAGCCUAAUUAAGAAGCAAAUUUAGAGAUAUUUUGCGGUCUAGAAAACAUACAUACAGAUCCUAAAAUGGCAUUAAUGGUGAGAACAUUGAUGAUGAGUGUGGCUUUAAUAAGCAUGGUGGUUGGAUCAGCCAUGGCAGCAAAUCACACUGUGGGUGGUCCAAAUGGUGGAUGGGAUACAUCUACCAAUCUCCAAUCUUGGGCAUCAUCGGAAACAUUUAUGGUCGGAGAUAAUCUCAUCUUUACGUAUUCACCGAUGCAUGAUGUGAAUGAAGUUUCCAAGGCUGACUACGAUUCCUGCACGUCAGCAAACCCGCUGUCAACUAAUUCCGGCGGUAAUUCCGUUGUGCCUCUUACCGCCGCCGGCAAGAGAUACUUCAUAUGUGGAACGAUGGGACAUUGUUCCAUGGGAAUGAAACUCCAAGUCAAUGUCCUCGCCGCGGCUGCUCCGCCGCCAGCAGCAGUUUCUACAACCCCAUCAUCACCCGCUCCAUCACCAUCAACGCCUUCCGCCACCGCCCCUGUCGCUGCUCCGGUUAAUUCUCCGGCGCUGGAAAUAGCCCCUGCACUGCCUGCGGCAGCACCGUCCAAGGCAACUGCAGAAAGCCCAGCUGCCCUGUCACCGGUAGCGGAAGACCCUUCAACCGCUGCUGCAGCAGCAUCACCGCCGGCUCUGGAUUUCCCAGGGACGAUUUCUCCUGCUCCUGCCGGCGGUGAUCGUGAAUCUCAGCUGCCGCCUCCUCUACCGUCAUCGGCCAACAAAGUCAAUGUCGUUGCUGCGGCCUUCGCCUUUAUCUUCUUCAUGCUGGCUCCGAUCCUUAGGCUUUAAUUUAAUUUUACUAUACACAAAUUAAUUGGUCUCCAUUACAGAUGAAUGUUGUACUGUUCAUUCUCGAUUAUGCAUGACUGCUUAUCCUGAGUGAUGGUUUAAACUUUUGCUUCCAUUUUAAUUCCACAUUCAUCUCAUCUGA